This is a messenger RNA of Oncorhynchus masou masou (cherry salmon), 4946 nucleotides long. Its product is annotated as terminal nucleotidyltransferase 5A-like. Bases 778 to 2067 code for a protein of 429 amino acids. Lineage: Eukaryota; Metazoa; Chordata; Actinopteri; Salmoniformes; Salmonidae. Gene Ontology annotation, molecular function: poly(A) RNA polymerase activity; RNA binding. The record is from RefSeq and is a predicted model, not a curated record. Gene Ontology annotation, biological process: mRNA stabilization. The transcript is spliced from 2 exons.
CUCUGUGGCAUGACGCACUGCCGUCAAGCGAAAAACUGGCAAAAUGUAACAUGCAAGUAGAAGCCAUACACCAUUUUCUGUGAAUGGUAGGUGAAGAAAGUGUAUAGGAAUACGUAUUUCGUGGGUUAAAUAUGAUGCGUAAAAUAGACGCAGAGGAGAAAUACCAAGAUCCGUGAAACUUUCUGCGCGUAAAUGUGAAAGGAAAAUCAACUUUGGGAGGUGCAAAAAUGUUUUUGAGUCGAACGGAAAAGGCGCAUUGAGAAAGUGCAAGACGCUAUUCUGUAUUGAUGAUCAUCGACAGGCGCACAUUUAAGCGACGGCGACACAGACGGAAGAGAAAGCACACAGUGAGGUAAAUAAUACAGGAUAGUGUGUGAACCCCACGACUGGACAAGCCCUUUAGACCCGCUCAGCAAUCGAAUAAUAUCCCCACUGAACUUGGGGAAAGGGAAGACAAUGGACAUCUAGCUUUACGCAGGACAACUGGCUGACCAUAUGCUUCAUCUCUGCUACAAGCAACAGAGAAGUGCAACCACACGUAUACUGUGUUUAAAUGAGAGAUGCUUCGUCUUGUUAUGGCAAACAACGUUAUCUAAAGGACGGUGAUAAAGAUACGUUAUCUAAAGGUCGGCGAUACAGAUAAAUACAGCCAGCUAAUGUGGCCAAAGCACUCUGUCAAUCUACCCCAGCGGCAACACGGUCGCCUUAUCUCACAGCGAAGCAGGAGACGAAAGGACACUUUCAGCGUUUACAUUUUCAUAUCUACCUCUUACCAAUAUGGGCGAGAAAGUCGACUCGAGUCGAUCGACUCCGGUGGACGGCUGUCUGGUGGACGGGGAGAGCAGAAACCUCAGCGUGCUCAAUUGGGAACAAGUGCAGCGCUUGGACGUGAUCCUGGCUGGGUCCAUCCCCAUCCACGGCCGCUGGAACUUCCCAACCCUGGAGAUUAAACCGCGGGACAUCGUCAAAGUGGUCCGGUGUCGCAUGGAGGAGAAACGGAUACAUGUCCGAGAGGUCCGUCUGAACGGUUCCGCGGCGAGCCAUGUUCUACAUGAGGACAGCGGGUUAGGAUGGAAGGAUCUGGACUUGAUAUUCUGUGCUGACCUGAAAAGUGAGAUGGAGUUCCAGACGGUGAAGGAUAUAGUUCUGGACGCUCUGCUAGACUUCUUACCCGAGGGAGUGAACAAGGACAAGAUAACGCCAGUGACCUUAAAGGAGGCCUAUGUACAGAAGAUGGUGAAAGUAUGUAAUGACUCAGACCGCUGGAGCCUAAUCUCCCUCUCCAACAACAAAGGCAAGAAUGUGGAGCUCAAGUUUGUGGACUCUCUGCGUCGCCAGUUUGAGUUCAGUGUGGACUCCUUCCAGAUUCGCCUGGACUCCCUUCUCCUCUUCUACGAGUGCUCCGAGCACCCCAUGGCUGACACCUUCCACCCCACCAUCCUGGGAGAAAGUGUGUACGGGGAUUUCCCCGCGGCCCUCGACCAUCUACGCAAACGCCUCAUCUGCACGAGGAACCCUGAGGAGAUUCGUGGUGGUGGUCUUCUGAAAUACUGCCAUCUGCUGGUCCGGGGUUUCUGCGCAGCUUCCGGAACCGAAAUGAAAAUUCUGCAACGCUACAUGUGCUCUAGGUUCUUCAUAGACUUCCCAGAGCUGGGCGAACAGAGGAGGAAGCUGGAAUCUUACCUCCAGAACCACUUUGUGGGUCUCGAAGACAGGAAAUACGACUAUCUGGCCACUCUGCAUGGGGUAGUGCAGGAGAGCACAGUGUGCCUGAUGGGCCACGAGAGGAGACAGACACUGGGCCUCAUCUCCUCCCUGGCCCUUCGGGUCCUUGCAGAGCAGAACGUCAUCCCUAAUACGGCCAACGUCACCUGCUACUACCAGCCUGCCCCUUAUGUGGCCGACAGCAACUUCAGCAACUACUACGUGGCCCAGGUGCAGCCUGUUUACCCUCACUACCUCCCUCCGCAGUACCCCCAUCAACAGUACCCCCCUCAGCAAUACCCCAAUCCACACCAACCGCCUCCCCACCACCCCAUGUACACUGCAUGGAUGCCCUGCAACUGAGUGUGAGAUAGUGGACACACACAGUCACUUAUGGAACAAUGGAAUUCUCAUCCUAACUAAUGAAUGAAUCACAUGAUGAUGGUGGAUCCUCUUUUUAUUCAAACAGAGACUCAAAGAGAGGCAUAUUCUUGCUUUGGCUAUGAGCAGGAUGCAGAGGAGAGAAGGAGAGAGGCCACUUGGAUGUGGUCUGACCCUGGAGAGAAGGCUUUCAUCCAAGGCAGAAAACCAGUGGUGGAGGACAGGAGGGCAAAAGGGAAGGGAGCCAGGAGAAGGCUGAGCUAAGAUGAGGCUGAGGUUGAACCCAGGAGGCCAGUCGGUCCAUGGCGACCAGCCAGUCCUAGGAGACCAGGCUAAACUCCUUGCUGGACAACCAAGCAUUCGGCUUAGGGCUGAAUACUACCAGUGUUGAUGAUGCAGUGAAAUUAUGUAUGUAACCAUUGUGUUAGUGGUUAUGUUUUUGCAAGCAAUGGCUUGGAUUUGAGACUCACUCUUAAAUAUACACCCACCUACAGUAUACUCCCUAACACUCAUACAUGCAUAAAAACAAAGACACACUCUCACACACCAUACAGUGCAUACAAGAGACAUGUACAGUACAUAGGCAAACACUGAGUGUAUUGUGUAGGAAAGCGAGAGACUUCGGGAAGAUGUGGACACGUCCUGAUUGGCCACGAAGACCUUGCGUUGACCUUUUUCUGACCAGUGAAAAUAAGAAGUAAGGCUUACCCCAGACAAUGCAAAAGAAGAACUGGACAUUGUUUACAAACCAAAGAUCUUUUAGAGACCCACAUUUUGGCUGAUCAAGGAGAAGAAGAAGAAAAAGCAACAAAAAAAAUGCAAUAUGUUGAUGUGAAUAUUUUUGCUUUAAGUGCCUACAUGUCUAAAAGGAAGAAACAGGUUUUUGUGAAUAUUUUGUGAAUAAACCCAGACUUGUUAAUUUUAGACAAAGGACCAUGAGCCUUUUUAAGGAUGAUGGUGUGUUACUUGUGUCAAUGAAUGUAUUUUAAACCAGAGAGGGACACAAUGUGAACUGUUAUUGAAGUAGAGGAACAAUGUUUGUGUCUCAUAUCACCCAGAAUUCGAAUUGGAUGACGAGAGAGGGAGAUGAGUUAUAGUGUGAGAGAGAAAGGAAGGAGAACGUGAGAGAGGGUCCUGAGUGAGUGAGGAGGUUACAAGGGGAGAGGAUUAGAGUAUGAGUCAAGCCUUUAAACUCCUGCAAACGUGUAGUGUCUGGGGACACGCCUGUAAACUCUUAGUUUACAGGCCUGACUCAUACUGUUAGAGAGUGUUUUUACCAGUAGAGAGAGAGGUCUGAAAGUGUUGCUUGAGAGAUGUAUUUGUGAUAUUCCAGUGUGUGUGUGUGUAUGGGCAGUAUAUGUUUGGGUUCAAAAGGUGGAAAUUGUCCUCCUUUGAUGUAUUCUUCUUUGUUACAUUUCUGAUGUUUUUUUUUGUGAGGAAAUUCCAUGUGGGAUGUGAAUAAGGGGGGGGGGGGCUUCAAGCAUUUGCACCUUUGCAAAGUGUGCACCUGUUAUUUUUAAGUAAUGAAACCUAAAAUAAUGAACAAAAGGUAAAGGUUAAGAGAAGGAUAAUAACUAAGUUGAUGUAUCAAUGAUGAUUGUUUUUUGUUCCCUUAUAAAGAUACCAGGUGAAAACUUUGAGUAAAUCUAACCUGAUCAAUGCAGACAUCUCACAUCCUCCUGUUCUCAGAUCUCAUAUUUUUCUAUCAAUCUCUCUAUUUUUGUACAUGUUGUUCGGCUCAGGCCAUAGUCUUGUUGAUUGCCAUGUUCCAAGAGGUUGUAAAGAGUAUUAAUGCAAGUGUGUGUGUGUGUGUGUGUGUGUGUGUGUGUGUGUGUGUGUGUGUGUGUGUGUGUGUGUGUGUGUGUGUGUGUGUGUGUGUGUGUGUGUGUUUGUGUGUUUGCACAUGUGGGUGAGAGAAUGUUAUUUCAAUGGUGACUCAUACGCACAACCCACUGGGCACAGACGUCAGUUCAAUGUCUAGUUUUGAGUUGUCAACUAACGUCAAUUCUGCUUGAAAUCAACAAAACAUUUCCCCAUGUCAUUGGAUUUAGCUUAAAAGUGGGUGAAAAGAGACAAAAUGCCCUCAUGUUGAUCACUUUUUAAUAAUGCAAUCAGUUUUUCACAUUGUUUCAACAUCAUCACAUAGAUUGUUUGGGUUGAAAUUACGUGGAAACAACGUUGAUUCAACCAGUUUUUGCCCAGUGGGAACCUUUCAAAUGCAGACUCACUUGUGUCCAUGGCAUUGCUCAUGCAAUUUCUUUUGUUUUCUUUCUUUUUUGUUUCAAAAUGUUAUUCUCUAAGAAAUAUGUCUUUUUUGAGUUUCUCUCAAUGUGUUAUUGUUGUGUAAAUGUCUAUUUUGAUUGCCAACCAAUAUGGGAUUGGCCAAAAAUUUGAAAAGAAUGUGUGAACACAUUUGUCUAAGAUGAAUUACUUUAUCAUUAAGAAGGAAGAAAAAACAAUUAUGCACUCCUGUAGUCAAUUAUGAAUUCAUUAUCUUUUCAGUUUUUCCAAAAGUGUAAAGUACAGAAUACAGUUGAAGUCGAAGGUUACAUACACCUUAGCCAAAUACAUUUAAACUCAGUUUUUCACAAUUCCUGACAUUUAAUCCUAGUAAACAUUCCCUUUCUUAUGUCAGUUAGGAUCACCACUUUAUUUUAAGAAUGUUUAAAUGUCAGAAUAAUGGUAGAGAAAAUUAUUUAUUUCAGCUUUAAUUUCUCUAAUCACAUUCCCAGUGGGUCAGAAGUUUACAUACACUCAAUUAGUAUUUGGUAGCAUUUCCUUUAAAUUGUUUAACUUGGGUUAAACGUUUCGGGUAGCCUUUCACAAGCUUCCCACAUUAAGUUGGGUGAAAUUUGGCCCAU